UGACUAUGACAGUCACAAUAAUUCUUCUUGUCAACUAGUGUAGAACGCGUAUUUUAACGUCCAUUUGACGUGGCAUUAGUUAAUAUCUAAUGUAAUAAUCAUCCCACCUACAAUUAUAGUGUAUUCGUUAUUAAAAUGGGCUUAACGAUAUCUAGUGUUUUAACCCGGUUGUUCGGGAAAAAGCAAAUGAGAAUUUUAAUGGUUGGUUUAGAUGCAGCAGGCAAAACUACUAUUCUUUACAAGUUAAAAUUAGGUGAAAUAGUUACCACAAUUCCGACAAUUGGAUUUAAUGUUGAGACUGUAGAAUACAAGAAUAUAUGCUUUACUGUGUGGGACGUAGGCGGUCAAGACAAAAUUAGGCCUCUAUGGCGUCAUUAUUUUCAAAACACUCAAGGAUUAAUUUUUGUAGUUGAUUCUAAUGAUAGAGAACGUAUAACAGAAGCUGAAAAGGAACUGCAGAAUAUGCUACAAGAAGAUGAAUUACGAGACGCAGUUUUGUUAGUUUUUGCAAACAAACAAGAUCUUCCAAAUGCCAUGUCAGCUGCAGAGUUGACUGAUAAAUUACAGCUGAACCAACUGCGUAAUCGCCAUUGGUACAUUCAAGCUACAUGUGCAACACAAGGGCACGGUUUAUAUGAAGGCCUCGAUUGGUUAUCAAAUGAGCUUGCAAAGAAAUGAAAUAAAAAAUUAAUUAUAAUAAGAAGCUUAAUUAUAAGCAAUUUUGCUGUAAAAUAUAAAUCAGUUUUUGUGAUUUUAUAACUGAUUUUUAUUCAAAACUAUAAUUGUUGUAAUUAUAAUAGUUAUUUUCAUAUUAUUAUACAUAGGUAUUUAUUUUUAAUCCAAAUUCAUACAGUUGUAAAAUAUGU
Molecule: messenger RNA, 866 nt
Organism: Ctenocephalides felis (cat flea)
Lineage: Eukaryota; Metazoa; Arthropoda; Insecta; Siphonaptera; Pulicidae
Gene: Arf102F
Product: ADP-ribosylation factor 2
Exons: 4
Coding region: 136-678 (180 amino acids)
Biological process (GO): vesicle-mediated transport; intracellular protein transport
Cellular component (GO): cytoplasm; plasma membrane
Molecular function (GO): GTP binding; GTPase activity
Source: RefSeq, a predicted model, not a curated record